CACUUCCGUCUCCUCUUACCCCGCUGUGCUUAUUGAAGGAUGAGAAGGACAGCGAACAUGGGUUUCUCUUCCGUGAUCCGGCGCGGACUUUCGCCAAGACUUCCAUCCCCUUGGCGAUCGCUCCACGAAGGGCCCGACACGAUUGACGAGCUCCUCGACCGCCACCUCGUCAAGAAGAGCCCCAAGGACAACGACGAGGACGACGAGCUCGCGGCCCAGCGGAGGCUCACGAGCACGCGGCGGGAGGCGCUGUCCCUCUACCGCGACGUCCUCCGGGCCUCUCGCUUCUUCGCCUGGUCGGAUGCUCGCGGCGUCCCCUGGCGAGAGGUCCUCCGGGAGAACGCCCGCCGCGAGUUCGAGGAGGCGCGCUUCGAGCGCGAUCCAGAGGUCGUCACCCGGCUGCUCAUCGGCGGCCGCGACGCGGUCCAGAAGGCCCUGGACAAGCUCGUCGAAGGCAGCAAGAAGAGGGUCGAGGCGGAGGAGCAGCAGCGAAGGGAUGGCGGCGGGAGAUGAUAGAUGGGCUUCAGAGAGAGAUAGAGAUCCAAGAAAGGGAAAUAUCUCUUGCUUUGUUGCCGUUGCAGCUUUGAUGGAAAAUGGGAUGCAACUCUAUCGAACACCUCUAGGAAAAGGGUUCUGCUAUCAACCUUACAGCUUGGGACACCAACCUUACAUCCUGGGGCCUAAUCACAUGAUUUGUGCCUUAUUUCGAGUUGUUUGUCUCCUUUCUUGUAGUUUACACUCUUAUCGCUAGCAACCUCAUCAAAUAAUAAUUUGUUUUUAAGGUUAAACACAAUUUAGCACAGCAUAAAUUUGCAUAUUAUAUAUUUUGUUUUAAGAGAAUCAUAUAGUAGCACCUCAGUGUUGGUAAUAUUAGAAAACCCCAAGAGUUUGGUGUUGUAGAGUGAGUGUACAGCAGAAGAAAAAAUAGCAUGAGCAGUGUUUGUGGAAUAUAUGUGGAAAUUGCACAUUUUAGUACAUUUUCACCCAUGGAAGUUGGAAACAUUUCUUGUGCAAAUAACAACCCCUUGUGUA
This is a messenger RNA of Musa acuminata AAA Group (dessert banana), 1032 nucleotides long. RefSeq lists its product as uncharacterized. The transcript is spliced from 2 exons. The record is from RefSeq and is a predicted model, not a curated record. Lineage: Eukaryota; Viridiplantae; Streptophyta; Magnoliopsida; Zingiberales; Musaceae. Gene Ontology annotation, biological process: mitochondrial respiratory chain complex III assembly. Bases 40 to 513 code for a protein of 157 amino acids.